GCCAAGUUAUCAGUUUAGUUUCGAGUUUCGAUAGAUCAAGAUGGUGCGAAGUGUCGGGGUUCGCUUGCUCCUAGCCUCGGGCAUCCUCUGCGUCCUGAUCGUCUUCACGGCGGCGCGGGACGUCAGGGACAUCAAGCGAAGAGAUGAACGUGAUCUAGACCUGGUAGCCGCAGCCUCGGGACACGGCCAUCAUUCGGAGUCGGGCGGAGGGCACAAGCAUCACUCCGACCACCAUGAAAGCCACGGUGAGAAGGGGGACAAGGGCUACAAGAAGCACCAUCACCACGACGAGGGUGAUCACGGAGAGCACGGGAAGGAGCACCAUGCUGGGCACCACGAGGAGCACGGCGGCCACGAGAAGAAACACCACGACGAGGCGGGGAAGUACGGCGAGCACCACGAGGGCGAGAAGGGCCACAAGGGUGGGAAGUUUGGGGAAAAGAAGGGCCACAAGAAGGGGCACAAGACCAAGGGGUACCACAAUAAGUUCCACAAGGACGAGUAUCACAAGGAGCACAAGUUUUACGACGACUACCACAAGGGUGGACACCACGCGAAGCACGGUGACUUCCAUGGGCACCAUGAGAAGAAGGAAGGCGGCCACAAGAAGGGCGGUCACCAUCACUCUGGCUACCAUGAUGACCACCACGGUAAGAAGGGCCAUCACGACAAGGGACACCACGACGAGGAUCACAAGGGUCAUCACGGGAAACAUGGACACGAGGAGCACCAUGCACACCACGAUUCGUACGCCAAGAAGGGUGCCCAUAAAGACGGAAAGAAAUACGGAUUCAGCAAGGGUCACAAGGGCUGAUUAUCCCUUGAGUUUCCGGCUGAGGGGAUCGACCAGGGAUGUUAUUUAUAUGAUAGCUUUAAUCACUGUACAUAUACUUUGUCAAAUCCAAAACGCAGGACAUGCGUCAUCGAACAUGCGAUAUGGUUUUUUAUUUGUAAAUAAGUGUACUGAAUAUUUUAUAGUUGUAUUUUAUUCAUUAUUUUGUUGUACGUACAUACAUCAUGUAUCGCUAAGUCAUUUGA
This is a messenger RNA of Diprion similis, 1038 nucleotides long. Its product is annotated as histidine-rich glycoprotein-like. The record is from RefSeq and is a predicted model, not a curated record. The transcript has a single exon. Lineage: Eukaryota; Metazoa; Arthropoda; Insecta; Hymenoptera; Diprionidae. Bases 41 to 814 code for a protein of 257 amino acids.